AUGGCAGUUUUCUGGUCAGCCGACACAGAUGAGGAGCGAAUCGAAUUACUAAAACAAGCUCGAAACGGAGGAAGUAUCACUCCCAAAUUCGACAAGAUCCUGCAGCAACAUGUAUCAAGUGGUCGUCUGGAGAUACUUUCAUAUACUCAGAUUGUGAGUGGCAGUUGGGACCCCGUAGCUCAAACAUGGGCAGUGAGGCUGUCGAAAGUAGUCUUGGGUUUUCCCAGACAUAUUGACGAUAUCAAGUACGCCACAGGCAACGCGCCAAGGGUCGAAAACGUCACAUGCCUCCACGGUUUCAUCAGACAGAAUCCCAUCGAGGCGAUUGACGGUCUCGCAAGGAUAACGAAUGAUCUCAUGUGGAAUGAUGAUAUACCAUUAUUCUUGACCGGCGGCCUCGCCGGCCUGAGACUGGGGCCAGGUGCCGCUAAUCUGGCUGGAGCGAGGCAAGGUGCCGAGCGAAUUGCUUGGAAAAUUGACCAGAUAUUGGGUAGUAGUGUGGCGAAAGAGGAAGGAUUGAGAGGAAAGUAUGAACGCGAAAACGACUCUACCGACAACCAGGUGCACGUUAAAUCGGCUUUGCGUGAAAGCAGGAGCGAGUAUACGGGAAGCUUUGCCAAUCAAUUUGAUGCGCUAGCUAUGCAACUCGAACAAGCACCAUCGGCAUGA
Molecule: messenger RNA, 669 nt
Organism: Exophiala bonariae
Lineage: Eukaryota; Fungi; Ascomycota; Eurotiomycetes; Chaetothyriales; Herpotrichiellaceae
Exons: 2
Coding region: 1-669 (222 amino acids)
Source: RefSeq, a predicted model, not a curated record